Molecule: messenger RNA, 1188 nt
Organism: Ornithodoros turicata
Lineage: Eukaryota; Metazoa; Arthropoda; Arachnida; Ixodida; Argasidae
Product: phospholipid scramblase 1-like
Exons: 6
Coding region: 199-1038 (279 amino acids)
Biological process (GO): plasma membrane phospholipid scrambling
Cellular component (GO): plasma membrane
Molecular function (GO): phospholipid scramblase activity
Source: RefSeq, a predicted model, not a curated record
UCUGGAGCGCGGGGCGGGUGGCACGAUAUCCAGCGCGAGCUUUGAGAUAGUUGCAACGAUCUGGUUCAUACCGCGUUCAGCAUCCCUAUUCUACUACGCAUCCCAAUCGAAUAUUAUUUCAUGGAAUAGUAAGUGCGUCGUCUACCGACGCCGUCGCAGCGACAGUUUGGAAUAAGUACAUCCGCCUUCCUAUUCGUGAUGAAAGGACCGCAGCCAGAGCCAAUGUCCCCAACGGGACCCAGCCCGGUUGCAAACGCUGUAACAGUGCGCCCUCCUGGACUCGUGCCCCGCCCUGGUGGUCCGGCGACGGCUGGCCUUAGCGUCGUCCCAGUCUGCCAGCCUCUUGCUCCGCCGUCAAUGUGCCCUCCUGGUCUGGAGUACCUGGCGAUUAUCGACCAACUUAUAAUCAGUCAGCAAAUUCAGCUGGUCGAAGUGCUGACCGGGUUCGAGCAGAAGAACAAAUACGUCAUAAAGAACUCUAUGGGCCAGUUUGUCUACUUCGCGGGCGAAGAAACUGACUUCUGCACGCGCAUCAUCUUUGGGGGCAUCCGACCUUUCGAAAUCAGGAUCUACGACAUCCGGGGCGCCGAGGUGAUCCGGUGCUUCAGACCGCUACGUUGCGACUCUUGUUGCUUUUUCUGCUGUCUACAGGAGAUGGAAGUCCAGGCCCCGCCAGGAGUGCCAGUCGGUUACAUUCAACAAGAUUGGUCCGUCAUCUUCCCCAUGUUCACGUUGAUGAAUGCACGGAGAGAACCCUCGCUCAAAAUCAAAGGCCCUUUCAUCACAAGCAGCUGUUUGGGAGACGUUAAAUUUGAAGUGUGGACCGUGGACUGGCGUCACAAGAUCGGCCUCCUCUCAAAAAACUGGUCGGGGGCUCUGCGAGAGAUGUUUACUUCGGCCGACAACUUCAGCAUCUCUGUUCCCAUUGACUUAGAUGUGAGGAUGAAGGCUACGCUUAUUGGAUGUACAUUGCUCAUUGACUUCAUUUUCUUCGAAGGCAGUCGGAGUCCGGACCUGCCGGGAAAUUUGUUUAAUUAAGGACACCGUUCAUACUUGGACAGUUGGUCACGGCUAUCUAUUCCGCUUGACAAUUAGCAAAUUUUCACUAUUUAUUGUAGAGGAGCUUGUUUAUUCCAGAUAAAAAUUAAAAUGCCUCUGGCAGAUCAUUAAUACCCAGGGUUACAGUGA